ACUUCAGUCGCUAGCUGCCAGCCGCUCACGAUCGAACUGUAUAUUGCCCGCUCUUUGGUGAAGUAUAUAUAACCAAUUCUUCAAAUCCCUCAGCACAUCAGCCAUAUACACUGACUCAACCAUGUCCAUCCGAGCCACUAAAUCCGGUUUCGCCGCAGAAGCUCAAGCCAAGAUCAACAGCAAGUACAGUGAAGAGCACGCACAAGAGGUUCUGGAAUGGAUUCGUGAACUGACCGGAGAGCCUGAUAACACCUCCGGCGAUCCCGAUAACAUUUACCAACACUUGCGUGACGGAACGCUCCUUUGCAAAUUGGCCAACGUGAUGCAACCGGGGAUUAUCAAGCGCGUCCAGGAGAGCAAAAUGGCCUUCAAGUGCAUGGAGAACAUUAAUUCAUUCUUGGAAGCCGCCAAAACUUUCGGCGUCCCAUCGCAGGAGCUCUUCCAGACCGUCGAUCUGUGGGAGAGGCAGAACCUGAACUCUGUCGUCAUCUGCCUCCAGGCUCUCGGUCGCAAGGCUUCCAAAUAUGGUCAACCCUCAAUCGGCCCCAAGGAAGCCGAGAAGAAUGAACGCCAAUUCUCAGAGGAGCAGCUGAGGGCCGGCGACACUGUCAUCUCCCUCCAGUACGGAUCCAACAAGGGAGCCAAUCAAAGUGGCCUCAACUUCGGCAACACUCGGCACAUGUAAAGCACAUAACCCCAGUGUCAACUUAUUAUUUUCCCGAAGAAGAAGAUGAAGAAGAAAACGCCAUGGGGGGGAAUAAAGAAAGCAUUGCAAAGCAAAACAAAAAUUCCAGCAUCACUGUCAAAAAAACGGAAAACAAUAAAAUGGACGGAACAAAAAACUGAAAAUCGAAUUGAAAUUCCAAAAUUGCAAAAUUGCAAAAAAAAAAACGCCUAUUCGCUAUUAUAUGAAGCCUUUUUUUUAUUUUGACGCAAAAUUUCUAUUUUGAAGAUAAAAAUUAACGAGAAGCGCACACAAAUUGUUGUUGUCUUGAUGAUGUUGUCGCGGGGGCAUUCCAAACAGCAUUCCAAGGAAAUUGUCCUAACCAAUCUCUUCUUUUUCCCAAUAAUAUAUUAUAUGGCAAUGAUUGACAUGUAACCGAAAUUAUACAGAGCUUCCCUGUA
Daphnia pulicaria is the source of this 1125-nucleotide messenger RNA. It is a transcript of the gene Chd64, whose product is annotated as myophilin-like. The transcript has 4 exons. Lineage: Eukaryota; Metazoa; Arthropoda; Branchiopoda; Diplostraca; Daphniidae. Bases 122 to 685 code for a protein of 187 amino acids. Gene Ontology annotation, molecular function: protein binding. The record is from RefSeq and is a predicted model, not a curated record.